Molecule: messenger RNA, 1446 nt
Organism: Ylistrum balloti
Lineage: Eukaryota; Metazoa; Mollusca; Bivalvia; Pectinida; Pectinidae
Product: alpha-1,3-mannosyl-glycoprotein 4-beta-N-acetylglucosaminyltransferase C-like
Exons: 4
Coding region: 1-1446 (481 amino acids)
Biological process (GO): protein N-linked glycosylation
Molecular function (GO): acetylglucosaminyltransferase activity
Source: RefSeq, a predicted model, not a curated record
AUGAAAGGCCGCAUCACUCUCCGGAGGGUAUAUAUCCCUUCUGCCGUGUUUAUUCUCUGUAUCAUUAUACAGCUACGCAUCCUUUUUGUUGUGCCAUCAGACAAAGAAAACAAGAUCUGCAAUGAAAAGAAUUCCGUCCCGAGGAAAGUAACUCCGAGAACCAUAACAACCAAUACUGCCAUGACGGAUAUCAUCUAUAAAGAAUGGUUAUCCGAAUUCAAGAAUCCUCUGACUGGGGUGAAAAUGUCCAAAAAUAUUACUAAUUUUCUGACGACUGGACUCACUAUGGUCAAGAACAGUUCUCUCUCAUACGAAUACUUCUCCGAACAAAGCAAGCCAAGGUUUGUCAGUAUAGGGAUAUUGGUCACCGAGAUUGGUCAAAUACAAAACACUUUCAAGACAAUGGACACCCUUCUGGAGGAAAACGCCGGUGAAGAUAGGAAAAAGUUCCUUAUCGUUCUAGAACUAUCCAUGCGGGACGCUGACCUCGGGUUAAGCGUUUUUAGUGACGUCAUGAAACGUUACGCUGAUUUUUAUGAGACAGGUCAUGUCCAUAUUGUCCUCGGACCAGCAGAUCUCUAUCAUCGACAUGGUCUUCCGACGGAAACGGACGCUGACAUGCGUAAGGAGAUUAUCGAUAACGCGUUACUGUUUUUGUAUUCUAGAUUCUUAGCUACGUAUUUCGUCCAGUUAGAGCCGGGUAUAGUCUGUGAACGGUACGUUGUUCGAAAUAUCUUAAGGAUAGCCAGAGCCCAGAAAGGUGUGUGGUUCGGAGUAGAUUUCGGACAUUUUGGAUUCAUAGGAACCUUGUUUCAUUCUGCAUUUCUUCAGAGUAUGGCAGAAUAUUUAGCUUCACGAUUUAGGAUUGAAAACAUUAACGUGCUUCUACGUCAGUUGUAUCAAACAAUUUCUAAAAAGUCUGUUACAUUCAUGAAUUCGUCACCCUGUCUACACCACGAUAUCAAUCGGCUGAAGAGCAGGUUUCUUUUCGACAGGGGAAAUAACACCAACUUGUUAAAGGGAGACAAUCCAUUGGCGAAAAUCGAGACAUCAAUGUCAAUGUUUCAGGACAAUUCUCCGAAGAAAGCUUAUGAUAAUGACAAUACAACGUUUUUCUGGGCAACAUCUUUAAGAUUAGGGGAUUAUUUUAGAUUAAAAUUCAACUCAACCGUAAACAUAUCUCGUGUAAUUGUAAUCUCCGGAGGGGAAAAUGAUGAGAAGGAUAGAUUAUUAUCCGGAUAUCUUCGUGUAGGGGCGAGUAACCCCCCUUGCUUGAAUCUCAUCCGGAGGGGUGUGUUUGUUCGAGGAUACGUUGACACAAUAGAACAAGGUAUUAGUGAUUUCCCCCCUGACGUAAACUGUCUGUCUAUUGACGUCACACGCCCCCAACGGCAGUGGCUUGUCAUAAGAGACAUCAAAAUUUUUGUGCGGAAACCGAAUACUUGA